CAUUUCGGGUUGGGCCACGCUUUCCCUCCAACACAGGGGGUGGAGGGGUCGCAACGCAAGUAAACAGGCUGGCUGGUUGACUCCUGACACGUUGGUGAUAGGCAGCAAUAGCGGCAGUCCAGUCAAGCUGUCCUCUUUCUUUGUCUUGUCCUGGGCGGGUGAAUACGUCGCCACAUCAUUUUGGGUCCCAUGAGGGUCAAAAAGGCGGCUUUUCAACCAGCCACCCACCCCAAAAACCCCGCCAACACCUCUCCCGACAUCAUCGGCCUGCUCUUCCGAAUUCCCCUCUAUCCAGGUACCAGCGAGUCAAGGACCUGCAGUCUCUAUAGCUUGGCCAUCCCGGCUUCCGGCAUCGCAACCUCAAACACGUCGCAAGGAACAGCUGCUAGAAGCAACUACAGCGGGCAGACGCAACAGCGGCUGCGUCUCCAGAAAGCUGCGUCGUUCGCGACCUGCCAGAGCAACGCGCCUUUUGGACAGCACCACAAAUUUGCGCCCUCCUGUCUGCCUUGGCCCCUUAUCCCACAUUGUUGCGCAAACUCCCCCUGAACAGCCAAAAGGACGAAAGGGACCUCCCUAAAUCAAAACGCAUACAUCGCCAUACACCCGCGCGUGGGCACAAACAAGCAAAGAUCGCAGCCAUGUCCUUCUUUGAAGACUUGUGGGAAUCCAUCUUUACGCCGGGCCCGACCCCGUCGCUCCUGAUCGCGACCAACAUCACCUUUGCGGCGCUGCAGGCCGUGCUCCUGGCGCUCCUGAUCGCGACCUACAGCAUCCACUUCUUCAUUCUUUCGGGUCUCUGUAGCGGCCUGUGGUGGGCCAUCAACUGGUUCGCGCGCGAGCUCCAGGAGGCCCAGAGGCGCGAGGAGCAGGACAACGCCAAGCGCGGAGGCGCACCGGGAGCCCGCGGCGCCAUUCCUGCCAGCUCGUCCGACACCGAGACGGAGAUCGAGACGGCGGCCGCCCAUGCCGCAACGGCAGCCGCAGCGGUAGCAGCAGCAGCAGCCGCGAGCAGCGAGGUCGAGCCCGUCGAAAAGGUCGGAGAACUGAAGCACCGGACCGCCCCCGCCGCCGGACCGCUCACUCCGUCCGCCCCAAGCAGCAAGUCGGGUGUGAGCACCGAGGACGAGUGGGAGAAGGUGUCGGAGAAUGAAAACGAGAAAGACCGCUGAGGUCGGGGGGUACGAGCUUUUGUUGGGUUUACGUGUGGCACUUGUCCUGGCGCUCGGGCUCUCCAGCAUUCGUUUUUGUACUGGUGGAAUUAGUCGGAGGGAGCCGGAGUGAUGGGAUCACCACAUUCUUGUGUCGACUUGUUGUAAUGGCGCAUCGCUCGAGCCACUGAAACCAUCACGACAGGACCUAGCAUUCACACAUUGUUGCAGCUUUAGACAUUCUGGCUCACACAUUGUUGCCCCUGCCUGGUAAUAACCCAACUGCGUGAGCGCCCAGCCGCAACAGCAGAAAUCACAACACCGUCCGCGCCAUGGACUAAGGAAAGUCGUGGAGAGAGCGGAACGCGCCCCAUAACGAGCGUCACUUCAAAGCCGUCACUUUAUUCCGACCGCUAACCAUAUUUCCAUUCCUGAGGUGACGUCCUCCAUAUACAUUGUAGCAGGUUAUCUGCGGUCACCUGCGUGUCUCCGU
This is a messenger RNA of Gaeumannomyces tritici R3-111a-1, 1644 nucleotides long. RefSeq lists its product as hypothetical. The record is from RefSeq and is a predicted model, not a curated record. The coding region runs from base 642 to 1172 and encodes 176 amino acids. Gene Ontology annotation, biological process: vacuolar proton-transporting V-type ATPase complex assembly. Lineage: Eukaryota; Fungi; Ascomycota; Sordariomycetes; Magnaporthales; Magnaporthaceae. The transcript has a single exon. Gene Ontology annotation, cellular component: endoplasmic reticulum membrane.